UCUGGUGGUAGAAAUGCUAAGGACUGUACUUUAGUCCUUACCGAAGGUGACUCUGCAAAAACUUUGACGGUUGCCGGUCUUUCCGAAGUUGGACGUGAUAAUUAUGGAAUUUUCCCACUCCGGAUCACUGGAACAUCGGAAU
Messenger RNA from Funneliformis geosporum, 142 nucleotides. The record is from the annotation of a GenBank genome assembly. Lineage: Eukaryota; Fungi; Glomeromycota; Glomeromycetes; Glomerales; Glomeraceae.